AUGGCAUAUGAUCCUCGCCGAGUAAACACUGGGAGCACGACUCCCCAGACUCCUCCCCCUCCACCUCCACCACCCACCGACAUGAACUCAGGCCAGGCCCCGAGCUCCAGCACCGACUGGAAGCUCAAGUUCUGUACCGUCUGCGCCUCCAACAACAACCGCUCAAUGGAAGCCCACCUGCGGCUCUCCAGCGCGCCCACCGGCUUCCCCGUGAUAUCCUUUGGAACGGGCUCUCUCGUCCGUCUCCCAGGACCCUCCAUCACCCAGCCGAACGUAUACAGCUUCAAUACCACCUCCUACAACCAGAUGUACGAGGAGCUGCAAUCAAAAGACGAGCGCCUGUACCGCAACAACGGCAUCCUGAAUAUGCUCGACCGCAACCGCAACCUGAAAUGGGGCCCCGAGCGCUUCCAAGACUGGGUACCUGGCGUACCGCGCUUGGACCACCUCUCGAAGGGCGACAAGGGCGCCCUCGGCACCGAGGGCGGCGUCGUCGAUGUCAUUAUCACCUGUGAAGAGCGCUGCUGGGAUGCAGUCGUUGACGACCUGAUGAACAAGGGCGCGGCACUGAACCGACCCGUGCACGUCUUCAAUGUCGAUAUUAAGGACAAUCACGAAGAGGCGCUAGUGGGCGGCAAGGCUAUCCUUGACCUGGCGAACCGGCUUAAUGACGCUGCUACUGCACAGCGGGCGCUGCACGGGAAUAACGGCUGGGAAAAUGGCGCCGGCGCCGCUCGCAAGAGUUUUGACGAGCAGGUCCCCGAAAUUUUGGCCGAAUGGCAAGAACUGAAUCCCAGCCUGCCUGCCUUGUGGACUUUGGCUUGGCUAUAA
This is a messenger RNA of Penicillium chermesinum, 831 nucleotides long. It is a transcript of the gene ssuA, whose product is annotated as RNA polymerase II subunit A C-terminal domain phosphatase. Gene Ontology annotation, molecular function: RNA polymerase II CTD heptapeptide repeat phosphatase activity. Gene Ontology annotation, cellular component: mRNA cleavage and polyadenylation specificity factor complex; nucleus. The transcript has a single exon. Lineage: Eukaryota; Fungi; Ascomycota; Eurotiomycetes; Eurotiales; Aspergillaceae. The coding region runs from base 1 to 831 and encodes 276 amino acids. Gene Ontology annotation, biological process: termination of RNA polymerase II transcription. The record is from RefSeq and is a predicted model, not a curated record.